This is a messenger RNA of Trichechus manatus latirostris (Florida manatee), 468 nucleotides long. Its product is annotated as putative SCAN domain-containing protein SCAND2P. The record is from RefSeq and is a predicted model, not a curated record. Lineage: Eukaryota; Metazoa; Chordata; Mammalia; Sirenia; Trichechidae.
AUGGCUGUAGCUGUGGACCAACAAAUCCAGACUCUUCAAGUACAAGAAGAACUUCCAGUAGAGAAGCUGGAAGAAGUCCACUGGGAGCAGGAAUUUUCCCUUCAGAGGAACGACUAUGGACCAGAGACACCCUGCCAGCGCUUUUGGCAUUUCCACUAUGAAGAGACAUCAGGACCCCGGGAGGCCCUUAUCCAACUACGGAAGCUCUGUUGUCAGUGGCUGAGACCAGACAAGUGUACCAAGGAGCAAAUUCUUGAGUUGCUAGUCCUAGAACAGUUCCUGACUGUCCUUCCACAAGAGAUCCAGAUGUGGGUUAGACAGCAGCAUCCGGAGAGUGGAGAGGAGGCAGUGGCCCUGGUGGAAGACUUGCAGAAAGAACCUGGGAGGCAGAGGGUGCAGGUGAGAUAUGGGAAUUUAGUUCUGAGUAGUUAAAAUAGAGGAAUGUGAGAGACAGAACCACCUUAGACU